AUGCCAGUAGUUGAUCUUGAAAUAGUACUAGAUGGUGGUUCUGAUGUAACACCUGCUGAUGUUUUUGUUGAUAAUGAAGAAACAGAUGAUGGCUCUGAUGUAACACCUGUUGAUGUUUCUAGUGUGAAAGCUGUAGUUGAUCCUGAAGCAGAAGUUGAUGGUUUUUCUGAUGUAACACCUGUUGAGGUUUCCAUUGUGAUAGCUUUAGUUGAUUCUGAAGUAGAAGUUGAUGACGAACUUGGUGAUGUUGAAGAUGUGACAGCGGGGGAUUCUGAUGUUUCACUAAGACCUGUUGAGGUUCCCAGUGUUGUUUCUGCUUCUGUUCCAGUAGACGAACUUGGUGAUGUUGCAGAUGUGACAGUGGGAGAUUCUGAUGUUUCACUAAGACUAGUUGAGGUUCCCAGUGUUGUUUCUGCUUCUGUUCCAGUAGACGAACUUGGUGAUGUUGAAGAUGUGACAGUGGGAGAUUCUGAUGUUUCACUAAGACCAGUUGAGGUUCCCAGUGUUGUUUCUGCUUCUGUUCCAGUAGACGAACUUGGUGAUGUUGAAGAUGUGACAACGGGGGAUUCUGAUGUUUCACUAAGACCUGUUGAGGUUCCCAGUGUUGUUUCUGCUUCUGUUCCAGUAGACGAACUUGGUGAUGUUGCAGAUGUGACAGUGGGAGAUUCUGAUGUUUCACUAAGACUAGUUGAGGUUCCCAGUGUUGUUUCUGCUUCUGUUCCAGUAGACGAACUUGGUGAUGUUGAAGAUGUGACAGUGGGAGAUUCUGAUGUUUCACUAAGACUAGUUGAGGUUCCCAGUGUUGUUUCUGCUUCUGUUCCAGUAGACGAACUUGGUGAUGUUGCAGAUGUGACAGUGGGGGAUUCUGAUGUUUCACUAAGACCUGUUGAGGUUCCCAGUGUUGUUUCUGCUUCUGUUCCGGUAGACGAACUUGGUGAUGUUGAAGAUGUGACAGUGGGAAAUUCUGAUGUUUCACUAAGACUAGUUGAGGUUCCCAGUGUUGUUUCUGCUUCUGUUCCAGUAGACGAACUUGGUGAUGUUGAAGAUGUGACAGUGGGAAAUUCUGAUGUUUCACUAAGACCAGUUGAGGUUCCCAGUGUUGUUUCUGCUUCUGUUCCAGUAGACGAACUUGGUGAUGUUGCAGAUGUGACAGUGGGGGAUUCUGAUGUUUCACUAAGACCUGUUGAGGUUCCCAGUGUUGUUUCUGCUUCUGUUCCAGUAGACGAACUUGGUGAUGUUGAAGAUGUGACAGCGGGAGAUUCUGAUGUUUCACUAAGACCAGUUGAGGUUCCCAGUGUUGUUUCUGCUUCUGUUCCAGUAGACGAACUUGGUGAUGUUGAAGAUGUGACAACGGGGGAUUCUGAUGUUUCACUAAGACUAGUUGAGGUUCCCAGUGUUGUUUCUGCUUCUGUUCCAGUAGACGAACUUGGUGAUGUUGCAGAUGUGACAGUGGGGGAUUCUGAUGUUUCACUAAGACUAGUUGAGGUUCCCAGUGUUGUUUCUGCUUCUGUUCCAGUAGACGAACUUGGUGAUGUGGCAGAUGUGACAGUGGGGGAUUCUGAUGUUUCACUAAGACCUGUUGAGGUUCCCAGUGUUGUUUCUGCUUCUGUUCCAGUAGACGAACUUGGUGAUGUUGCAGAUGUGACAACGGGAGAUUCUGAUGUUUCACUAAGACUAGUUGAGGUUCCCACUGUUGUUUCUGCUUCUGUUCCAGUAGACGAACUUGGUGAUGUUGAAGAUGUGACAGUGGGAGAUUCUGAUGUUUCACUAAGACCUGUUGAGGUUCCCAGUGUUGUUUCUGCUUCUGUUCCAGUAGACGAACUUGGUGAUGUUGAAGAUGUGACAGUGGGAGAUUCUGAUGUUUCACUAAGACCUGUUGAGGUUCCCAGUGUUGUUUCUGCUUCUGUUCCAGUAGACGAACUUGGUGAUGUUGCAGAUGUGACAGUGGGGGAUUCUGAUGUUUCACUAAGACUAGUUGAGGUUCCCAGUGUUGUUUCUGCUUCUGUUCCAGUAGACGAACUUGGUGAUGUUGCAGAUGUGACAGUGGGGGAUUCUGAUGUUUCACUAAGACCUGUUGAGGUUCCCAGUGUUGUUUCUGCUUCUGUUCCAGUAGACGAACUUGGUGAUGUUGCAGAUGUGACAACGGGAGAUUCUGAUGUUUCACUAAGACUAGUUGAGGUUCCCACUGUUGUUUCUGCUUCUGUUCCAGUAGAUGAACUUGGUGAUGUUGAAGAUGUCACAGUGGGAGAUUCUGAUGUUUCACUAAGACUAGUUGAGGUUCCUAGUGUUGUUUCUGCUUCUGUUCCAGUAGACGAACUUGGUGAUGUUGCAGAUGUGACAACGGGGGAUUCUGAUGUUUCACUAAGACCUGUUGAGGUACCCAGUGUUGUUUCUGCUUCUGUUCCAGUAGACGAACUUGAUGAUGUUGCAGAUGUGACAGCGGGAGAUUCUGAUGUUUCACUAAGACUAGUUGAGGUUCCCAGUGUUGGUUCUGCUUCUGUUCCAGUAGACGAACUUGCUGAUGUUGAAGAUGUGACAGUGGGAGAUUCUGAUGUUUCACUAAGACCUGUUGAGGUUCCCAGUGUUGUUUCUGCUUCUGUUCCAGUAGACGAACUUGGUGAUGUUGCAGAUGUGACAAUGGGGGAUUCUGAUGUUUCACUAAGACUAGUUGAGGUUCCCACUGUUGUUUCUGCUUCUGUUCCAGUAGACGAACUUGGUGAUGUUGAAGAUGUGACAGUGGGAGAUUCUGAUGUUUCACUAAGACUAGUUGAGGUUCCCAGUGUUGUUUCUGCUUCUGUUCCAGUAGACGAACUUGGUGAUGUUGCAGAUGUGACAAUGGGGGAUUCUGAUGUUUCACUAAGACUAGUUGAGGUUCCCAGUGUUGUUUCUGCUUCUGUUCCAGUAGACGAACUUGGUGAUGUUGCAGAUGUGACAGUGGGGGAUUCUGAUGUUUCACUAAGACCUGUUGAGGUUCCCAGUGUUGUUUCUGCUUCUGUUCCAGUAGACGAACUUGGUGAUGUUGCAGAUGUGACAACGGGGGAUUCUGAUGUUUCACUAAGACCUGUUGAGGUUCCCAGUGUUGUUUCUGCUUCUGUUCCAGUAGAUGAACUUGAUGAUGUUGAAGAUGUGACAGCGGGGGAUUCUGAUGUUUCACUAAGACCUGUUGAGGUUCCCAGUGUUGUUUCUGCUUCUGUUCCAGUAGACGAACUUGGUGAUGUUGAAGAUGUGACAGUGGGAGAUUCUGAUGUUUCACUAAGACUAGUUGAGGUUCCCAGUGUUGUUUGUGCUUCUGUUCCAGUAGACGAACUUGGUGAUAUUGCAGAUGUGACAGUGGGAGAUUCUGAUGUUUCACUAAGACCUGUUGAGGUUCCCAGUGUUGUUUCUGCUUCUGUUCCAGUAGACGAACUUGGUGAUGUUGCAGAUGUGACAAUGGGGGAUUCUGAUGUUUCACUAAGACUAGUUGAGGUUCCCAGUGUUGUUUCUGCUUCUGUUCCAGUAGACGAACUUGAUGAUGUUGAAGAUGUGACAGCGGGGGAUUCUGAUGUUUCACUAAGACCUAUUGAGGUUCCCAGUGUUGUUUCUGCUUCUGUUCCAGUAGACGAACUUGGUGAUGUUGAAGAUGUGACAACGGGAGAUUCUGAUGUUUCACUAAGACUAGUUGAGGUUCCCAGUGUUGUUUCUGCUUCUGUUCCAGUAGACGAACUUGGUGAUGUUGAAGAUGUGACAGCGGGGGAUUCUGAUGUUUCACUAAGACCUGUUGAGGUUCCCAGUGUUGUUUCUGCUUCUGUUCCAGUAGACGAACUUGGUGAUGUUGAAGAUGUGACAGUGGGAGAUUCUGAUGUUUCACUAAGACUAGUUGAGGUUCCCAGUGUUGUUUGUGCUUCUGUUCCAGUAGACGAACUUGGUGAUAUUGCAGAUGUGACAGUGGGAGAUUCUGAUGUUUCACUAAGACCUGUUGAGGUUCCCAGUGUUGUUUCUGCUUCUGUUCCAGUAGACGAACUUGGUGAUGUUGCAGAUGUGACAAUGGGGGAUUCUGAUGUUUCACUAAGACUAGUUGAGGUUCCCAGUGUUGUUUCUGCUUCUGUUCCAGUAGACGAACUUGGUGAUGUUGCAGAUGUGACAGUGGGGGAUUCUGAUGUUUCACUAAGACCUGUUGAGGUUCCCAGUGUUGUUUCUGCUUCUGUUCCAGUAGACGAACUUGGUGAUGUUGCAGAUGUGACAGCGGGAGAUUCUGAUGUUUCACUAAGACUAGUUGAGGUUCCCAGUGUUGUUUCUGCUUCUGUUCCAGUAGAUGAACUUGAUGAUGUUGAAGAUGUGACAGCGGGGGAUUCUGAUGUUUCACUAAGACCUGUUGAGGUUCCCAGUGUUGUUUCUGCUUCUGUUCCAGUAGACGAACUUGGUGAUGUUGAAGAUGUGACAACGGGAGUUUCUGAUGUUUCACUAAGACCAGUUGAGGUUCCCAGUGUUGUUUCUGCUUCUGUUCCAGUAGACGAACUUGGUGAUGUUGAAGAUGUGACAACGGGGGAUUCUGAUGUUUCACUAAGACUAGUUGAGGUUCCCAGUGUUGUUUCUGCUUCUGUUCCAGUAGACGAACUUGGUGAUGUUGCAGAUGUGACAAUGGGGGAUUCUGAUGUUUCACUAAGACUAGUUGAGGUUCCCAGUGUUGUUUCUGCUUCUGUUCCAGUAGACGAACUUGGUGAUGUUGCAGAUGUGACAGUGGGGGAUUCUGAUGUUUCACUAAGACCUGUUGAGGUUCCCAGUGUUGUUUCUGCUUCUGUUCCAGUAGACGAACUUGGUGAUGUUGCAGAUGUGACAAUGGGGGAUUCUGAUGUUUCACUAAGACUAGUUGAGGUUCCCAGUGUUGUUUCUGCUUCUGUUCCAGUAGACGAACUUGGUGAUGUUGCAGAUGUGACAGUGGGGGAUUCUGAUGUUUCACUAAGACCUGUUGAGGUUCCCAGUGUUGUUUCUGCUUCUGUUCCAGUAGACGAACUUGGUGAUGUUGCAGAUGUGACAGCGGGAGAUUCUGAUGUUUCACUAAGACUAGUUGAGGUUCCCAGUGUUGUUUCUGCUUCUGUUCCAGUAGAUGAACUUGAUGAUGUUGAAGAUGUGACAGCGGGGGAUUCUGAUGUUUCACUAAGACCUGUUGAGGUUCCCAGUGUUGUUUCUGCUUCUGUUCCAGUAGACGAACUUGGUGAUGUUGAAGAUGUGACAACGGGAGAUUCUGAUGUUUCACUAAGACCAGUUGAGGUUCCCAGUGUUGUUUCUGCUUCUGUUCCAGUAGACGAACUUGGUGAUGUUGAAGAUGUGACAACGGGGGAUUCUGAUGUUUCACUAAGACUAGUUGAGGUUCCCAGUGUUGUUUCUGCUUCUGUUCCAGUAGACGAACUUGGUGAUGUUGCAGAUGUGACAAUGGGGGAUUCUGAUGUUUCACUAAGACUAGUUGAGGUUCCCAGUGUUGUUUCUGCUUCUGUUCCAGUAGACGAACUUGGUGAUGUUGCAGAUGUGACAGUGGGGGAUUCUGAUGUUUCACUAAGACCUGUUGAGGUUCCCAGUGUUGUUUCUGCUUCUGUUCCAGUAGACGAACUUGGUGAUGUUGAAGAUGUGACAGUGGGAGAUUCUGAUGUUUCACUAAGACUAGUUGAGGUUCCCAGUGUUGUUUGUGCUUCUGUUCCAGUAGACGAACUUGGUGAUAUUGCAGAUGUGACAGUGGGAGAUUCUGAUGUUUCACUAAGACCUGUUGAGGUUCCCAGUGUUGUUUCUGCUUCUGUUCCAGUAGACGAACUUGGUGAUGUUGCAGAUGUGACAAUGGGGGAUUCUGAUGUUUCACUAAGACUAGUUGAGGUUCCCAGUGUUGUUUCUGCUUCUGUUCCAGUAGACGAACUUGGUGAUGUUGCAGAUGUGACAGUGGGGGAUUCUGAUGUUUCACUAAGACCUGUUGAGGUUCCCAGUGUUGUUUCUGCUUCUGUUCCAGUAGACGAACUUGGUGAUGUUGCAGAUGUGACAGCGGGAGAUUCUGAUGUUUCACUAAGACUAGUUGAGGUUCCCAGUGUUGUUUCUGCUUCUGUUCCAGUAGAUGAACUUGAUGAUGUUGAAGAUGUGACAGCGGGGGAUUCUGAUGUUUCACUAAGACCUGUUGAGGUUCCCAGUGUUGUUUCUGCUUCUGUUCCAGUAGACGAACUUGGUGAUGUUGAAGAUGUGACAACGGGAGAUUCUGAUGUUUCACUAAGACUAGUUGAGGUUCCCAGUGUUGUUUCUGCUUCUGUUCCAGUAGACGAACUUGGUGAUGUUGCAGAUGUGACAGUGGGGGAUUCUGAUGUUUCACUAAGACCUGUUGAGGUUCCCAGUGUUGUUUCUGCUUCUGUUCCAGUAGACGAACUUGGUGAUGUUGCAGAUGUGACAGCGGGAGAUUCUGAUGUUUCACUAAGACUAGUUGAGGUUCCCAGUGUUGUUUCUGCUUCUGUUCCAGUAGAUGAACUUGAUGAUGUUGAAGAUGUGACAGCGGGGGAUUCUGAUGUUUCACUAAGACCUGUUGAGGUUCCCAGUGUUGUUUCUGCUUCUGUUCCAGUAGACGAACUUGGUGAUGUUGAAGAUGUGACAACGGGAGAUUCUGAUGUUUCACUAAGACCAGUUGAGGUUCCCAGUGUUGUUUCUGCUUCUGUUCCAGUAGACGAACUUGGUGAUGUUGAAGAUGUGACAACGGGGGAUUCUGAUGUUUCACUAAGACUAGUUGAGGUUCCCAGUGUUGUUUCUGCUUCUGUUCCAGUAGACGAACUUGGUGAUGUUGCAGAUGUGACAAUGGGGGAUUCUGAUGUUUCACUAAGACUAGUUGAGGUUCCCAGUGUUGUUUCUGCUUCUGUUCCAGUAGACGAACUUGGUGAUGUUGCAGAUGUGACAGUGGGGGAUUCUGAUGUUUCACUAAGACCUGUUGAGGUUCCCAGUGUUGUUUGUGCUUCUGUUCCAGUAGACGAACUUGGUGAUGUUGCAGAUGUGACAACGGGGGAUUCUGAUGUUUCACUAAGACCUGUUGAGGUUCCCAGUGUUGUUUCUGCUUCUGUUCCAGUAGACGAACUUGGUGAUGUUGCAGAUGUGACAGCGGGAGAUUCUGAUGUUUCACUAAGACUAGUUGAGUUUCCCAGUGUUGUUUCUGCUUCUGUUCCAGUAGAUGAACUUGAUGAUGUUGAAGAUGUGACAGCGGGGGAUUCUGAUGUUUCACUAAGACCUGUUGAGGUUCCCAGUGUUGUUUCUGCUUCUGUUCCAGUAGACGAACUUGGUGAUGUUGAAGAUGUGACAACGGGAGAUUCUGAUGUUUCACUAAGACUAGUUGAGGUUCCCAGUGUUGUUUCUGCUUCUGUUCCAGUAGACGAACUUGGUGAUGUUGCAGAUGUGACAGUGGGGGAUUCUGAUGUUUCACUAAGACCUGUUGAGGUUCCCAGUGUUGUUUCUGCUUCUGUUCCAGUAGACGAACUUGGUGAUGUUGCAGAUGUGACAGUGGGGGAUUCUGAUGUUUCACUAAGACCUGUUGAGGUUCCCAGUGUUGUUUCUGCUUCUGUUCCAGUAGACGAACUUGGUGAUGUUGAAGAUGUGACAGCGGGGGAUUCUGAUGUUUCACUAAGACUAGUUGAGGUUCCCACUGUUGUUUCUGCUUCUGUUCCAGUUGAUGAACUUGGUGAUGUUGAAGAUGUGACAGUGGGAGAUUCUGAUGUUUCACUAAGACUAGUUGAGGUUCCUAGUGUUGUUUCUGCUUCUGUUCCAGUAGACGAACUUGGUGAUGUUGCAGAUGUGACAACGGGGGAUUCUGAUGUUUCACUAAGACCUGUUGAGGUUCCCAGUGUUGUUUCUGCUUCUGUUCCAGUAGACGAACUUGGUGAUGUUGAAGAUGUGACAGUGGGAGAUUCUGAUGUUUCACUAAGACUAGUUGAGGUUCCCAGUGUUGUUUGUGCUUCUGUUCCAGUAGACGAACUUGGUGAUAUUGCAGAUGUGACAGUGGGAGAUUCUGAUGUUUCACUAAGACCUGUUGAGGUUCCCAGUGUUGUUUCUGCUUCUGUUCCAGUAGACGAACUUGGUGAUGUUGCAGAUGUGACAACGGGGGAUUCUGAUGUUUCACUAAGACUAGUUGAGGUUCCCAGUGUUGUUUCUGCUUCUAUUCCAGUAGACGAACUUGGUGAUGUUGCAGAUGUGACAGUGGGGGAUUCUGAUGUUUCACUAAGACCUGUUGAGGUUCCCAGUGUUGUUUGUGCUUCUGUUCCAGUAGACGAACUUGGUGAUAUUGCAGAUGUGACAGUGGGAGAUUCUGAUGUUUCACUAAGACCUGUUGAGGUUCCCAGUGUUGUUUCUGAUUCUGUUCCAGUAGACGAACUUGGUGAUGUUGCAGAUGUGACAACGGGGGAUUCUGAUGUUUCACUAAGACCUGUUGAGGUUCCCAGUGUUGUUUCUGCUUCUGUUCCAGUAGACGAACUUGGUGAUGUUGAAGAUGUGACAGUGGGAGAUUCUGAUGUUUCACUAAGACUAGUUGAGGCUCCCAGUGUUGUUUCUGCUUCUGUUCCAGUAGACGAACUUGGUGAUGUUGCAGGUGUGACAACGGGGGAUUCUGAUGUUUCACUAAGACCUGUUGAGGUUCCCAGUGUUGUUUCUGCUUCUGUUCCAGUAGACGAACUUGGUGACGUUGCAGAUGUGACAACGGGGGAUUCUGAUGUUUCACUAAGACCUGUUGAGGUUCCCAGUGUUGUUUCUGCUUCUGUUCCAGUAGAUGAACUUGGUGAUGUUGCAGAUGUGACAACGGGGGAUUCUGAUGUUUCACUAAGACAUGUUGAGGUUCCCAGUGUUGUUUCUGCUUCUGUUCCAGUAGACGAACUUGGUGAUGUUGAAGAUGUGACAAUGGGAGAUUCUGAUGUUUCACUAACAGUAGUUGAGGUUCCCAGUGUGUUGUCUGUAGUUCUUUCAAUGCAUGCUGAUUGCCCAAAUGAAAUUUGCAGAAUGACACCUAUAGUAGCAAGAGAUAUUAUUAUUAUUAUUAUUAUUAUUAGUAGUAGUAGUAGUAGUAGUAGUAGUAGUAGUAGUAGUAGUAGUAGUAUAUCAUACAAAAUCUGCAAUAAUAAAUUAUGGGUGAAAUGUUAA
This is a messenger RNA of Ictalurus furcatus (blue catfish), 9114 nucleotides long. Its product is annotated as serine-rich adhesin for platelets-like. The transcript is spliced from 7 exons. NCBI's taxonomy places the organism in Eukaryota, Metazoa, Chordata, Actinopteri, Siluriformes, Ictaluridae. The coding region runs from base 1 to 9114 and encodes 3037 amino acids. The record is from RefSeq and is a predicted model, not a curated record.